Molecule: messenger RNA, 1313 nt
Organism: Glycine soja
Lineage: Eukaryota; Viridiplantae; Streptophyta; Magnoliopsida; Fabales; Fabaceae
Product: elongation of fatty acids protein 3-like
Exons: 1
Coding region: 154-1050 (298 amino acids)
Biological process (GO): fatty acid elongation, saturated fatty acid; sphingolipid biosynthetic process; fatty acid elongation, monounsaturated fatty acid
Cellular component (GO): endoplasmic reticulum membrane
Molecular function (GO): fatty acid elongase activity
Source: RefSeq, a predicted model, not a curated record
GUGUACAAAGCCACUAAACAAAUCCUAGUGGUGAUUCAACUUUGGUGUUCCAAAUUCCACUCCCUUAUAUUCAUAUUAUUACCUCAUAAAAAUUCUCUUGUGGCAGCAAGAAAUUUACAAUUACAUUAACUCAAACAAAAACGCCUAGUCCAUAUGAUAUCUUAUUCUUACGUAAUGGAGAGCAUGAAAUAUUGGCUAAUAGAGCACCCUGCCAUGGUCUCUUUCCGGUGGAGUCCCACCCAAUCAUACGGCGGCACGUGGUGGUUCCUAAUCUCCGCCACCAGCUUUUACGUCGCGGCCGCCGUAACCCUUCACCUACUCCUCAAAUUUUUCCGUCGCCGCCGCGCCGUGCCGUUGGGUCCCAUCCCCGCCCUCCACAGCCUCGCCAUGUCGUUGAUCUCCGCCGCCAUAUUCACCGGCAUGUUCUUCUCCGCCGAAGCCGAAGCCCGCGACACGCGGUGGCUGUGGCGGCGCUCCCGAACCACCUCGUUUGAGUGGCUGCUCUGUUUCCCACUCGGCACUCGCCCUUCUGGUCGUGUCUUUUUCUGGUCCUACGUUUUCUACCUCUCACGCUUCCUCCACCUGCUUCGCACCUUCUUCGUCGUUUUGCGUCACCGAAGGUUGUCGUUUUUCAGGCUGUUCAACAACUCCGUCCUUUUAAUCAUGUCGUUUCUGUGGCUCGAGUUUUCGCAGUCGCUUCAGGUGCUGGCGAUUCUUUUUUACACGGCGGUUUAUUCCGUCGUUUACGCGUUUCGGUUCUGGACGGAAAUCGGGUUGCCUACCAAAACGCCGUUAGCGUUGUCGUUCACCGCGAAUUUUCAGAUAGUGCUGUUGGGUUUUAACUUAAUGUGCCACGUUGGAGUGCUCUCGUUGCAUUACUUGAGAGGAGGGUGUAAUGGAAUCGGGGCUUGGGUUUUUAACUCCGUGUUGAACGCUGCUUUUCUCGUUCAGUUCUUGAAGUCCUAUGUGAAAACGCAUUGUCAUAGCCAAAGUAUUGUUGCUUGCUCUUCUUCCAAACGCGAGGUGUCCAUGCAUGCAAGCAAGACAUAAUAGCAACUUAAUCUAGCGCCAGAGUUAUUGAGGUUUUUGGUAUUUGAGGACUGUAAGCUUCAUCUGUUUAACCCUUUUUUUUUAUGCCUAUUAUAUUAUAUAUGUCCUCCUUUAGUUUUAUUAGGUUCCUUAAUCUUUGUGUACGUCAAAUGUAAUGACUGUCUAUGGAUGGAUGGAUACAGAACUUGUAAAGCUUUCAUUGACAACUUCAAAAUUGAAAUUGUGCAGUUAAAAAAAUAAACUCCAACAUGAAUUUCGUUGUA